This is a messenger RNA of [Candida] anglica, 2736 nucleotides long. The record is from the annotation of a GenBank genome assembly. NCBI's taxonomy places the organism in Eukaryota, Fungi, Ascomycota, Pichiomycetes, Serinales, Debaryomycetaceae.
AUGCUGCUGAAUCCUGAAUAUAUCGAGCUUUCCAGCUUUGAUCCCGGAGCUCAAGGGGUAAAUCGUGAAUCGUCAGCGUCUCCCCUGUUCAAUUUGACUCCAAGACAAGUUGGACUUGUUCUUUCAAGACUAGGCGUUAUCAGUGAGGACAAUUUAAAGGACAACGAAGAUCAAUUUACACCAGAAGCUUGGAACAUACCGCCCGAGUCUGAGUAUAUGCUCAAUAAGAUUAAUGAUUUAUCCACGGAUAAGGCAAUUGGGAUACUUCGUGAUGCGAUUGUAGAACACCGAGGUGAUGUUAAUUUUCUUCAUGAGGAUUACCUCCUACUUGAGAGACUUGUACAUUCAGCACCAGUGGAAGAAUCUUCAUCAAGUGACAAGAUAGAUGUAGAUGAAGUAUCUGAAACUCAGAUCCAGGAAGAAUUUCAAACUUUUUUGAAAAGUUCAAAACAUAAACAAUAUCUUAAAAUCGUCGAUUGGAAUUUGCAAGUUCGCUUGGAAGCUGCUUUGAUUGCAUACCACUCACCAUAUCCUGAAAUCAGGGCAAUCACAGACCCUUACGAUGAUCCAAGUAUACCUGUGGACACGUUUAGAGUGUAUGCAAUUGGAUUAUUUUGGACUUUAAUUGGAUCCAUCGUGAAUAAUUUCUUUGUCCAUAGACUUCCCUCAAUACGAUUAGGGCUGCAUACCAUUCAAUUACUUUUAUAUCCUAGUGGGAAGCUUUGGGAGAAGGCAAUCCCCUAUCAUACUUCAAUUCGACUAUUCGGCUAUGACAUAGAUUUGAAUCCUGGUCCAUGGACUUAUAAAGAGAUGAUGUUGAGCACCAUCAUAUAUCUGGGGGCUCUGGGCACACCAUACCUGGUAUACAACAUUGUUGUUAUGAAACUUGAUCGUUUUUACGGAUUGAAAUGGGUAUCCUGGACUUUUCAAAUCUUACUUGCUCUUUCUACACAAUGCCUUGGGUUUGGGUUUGCAGGAAUCAUGCGGAAAGUUUGCAUUUAUCCAGCUAAGGCAUUAUGGCCAACUAUUCUUCCAACUAUAGCAUUGAACAGAGCAUUGAUGAAAUCUGAAGUCACUGGUAGUGAUGCACCAAUAUAUGGAUGGAAAAUUUCAAGAUAUUCAUUCUUUUGCAUUGCAUUUUUGGGAUCAUUUUUUUAUAACUGGAUCCCAGCAUAUUUUUUCAAAGCCUUAUCUACAUUUAAUUGGCCAACAUGGUUCAAUCUGAAACUGGUCCAUCUCACAAAUAUAACGGGAUCACUUGAAGGGUUGGGUUUAAACCCAUUUCCAUCUUUGGAUUGGAAUAUUCUUGAAGGUGCGGGCUGUUUGACUAUUCCAUUCUAUACAUAUGCCAAUCAAUAUUUAGGGUCAUUAUUAGCAUUCGGAGUUAUUCUAAUUGUUUAUUAUACAAAUACUAGCUGGACUGGAUAUUUAAAAAUUAAUUCUAAUCAAUUGUUCAAUGACAAAGGUGACGUUUUCAAAGUACAUGAUAUCUUAGAUGAUAAUAACCAUUUCGAUAAUGGGAAAUAUCAGAAAGUUGGACCACCAUAUUUCAGUGCAGCAAAUUUAGUAUUAUAUGGAGCAUAUUUUUGUCUUUAUCCAUUUGCAAUUUUAUAUCAUGUUGCUACAGAAUGGGAGUCAAUGAAAUCUGGUUUUGUCAAUACUUGGAAAUCUUUAACUAAUUUUAGAAAAUCAGACAAUAUUUUUGGAAGAGAUUUCAAUGAUCCACAUUGUAAAAUGAUGGCUAAUUACGAAGAAACUCCAAAUUGGUGGUUUACGAUGAUUCUACUUCUUAGUACAUUGUUUGCCCUUUUAUGUGUUACAUUAUAUCCAACUGAAACUCCAGUGUGGGGUAUAUUUUUUACUAUCGGUAUUAACUUUUUAUUUUUAAUUCCUCUAACUACAAUUGCAUCGGUGACUGGAUUUAGUUUUGGGUUGAAUGUAUUAGUUGAACUUAUUGUUGGAUAUGCAAUUCCAAAUUCUGGAUUGGCUUUAGUUACUUUAAAGGCGUAUGGAUAUAAUAUCGAUUCACAGGCAAGUAACUAUAUUACGGACCAGAAACUUGCUCAUUAUACAAAACUCCCUCCUAGAGCUAUUUUUAAAGGACAAUUGAUGGCAACUCUAUUGAAUGUUUUUGUUGCACUUGUGGUAACCAAUUGGCAAUUAGAGAACAUUGAAGAUUUUUGCGAUCCACAUCAAAAAGAUAAAAUGACAUGUCCAGGGGAUACUACAUAUUUCUUUUCCAGUGUUCAAUAUGGAGUUAUUGGACCAUCUAAAGUGUUUAGUGGGUUAUAUCCUAUUUUGAAAUGGUGCUUUUUACUUGGGGCAAUUCUAGUAAUUCCUUGUGCAUGGUUUAAAAAAUAUGGACCACCUAAAUUUACCCGUUAUUUCCAACCUACAAUUAUUAUUGGAGGAUUUUUACUUUAUGCCCCAUACAAUAUGCUGUACUUUACAGGAGGUUUUUACCUUUCGUAUAUUUUCAUGUAUCAUAUCAAAAAGAAUUAUCUUGCGUGGUGGGAAAAGUACAAUUAUGUAUUAACAAGUGCCCUUUCAGCUGGUGUGGCAGUAAGCGCGUUAAUGAUCUUUUUUGUGGUUCAAUACAGCCAUGCAAGUUUACACUGGUGGGGAAAUGAAAUCAAUACACUUGGUGUUGAAGGUGGUCAUGGAAUUACCACUUGGUUACCAGUGCUGACCUCUCCAGAUGGAUAUAUAGGUUUAAGAAAGGGUCAUUUCCCGUAG